AUGGCAGCCCCUAAUCCACCUCCCGCAGAAAAGUUGAUGGAGUCAAUUCUUGCUCCUAUGUUCACUAGACCGAACUCUAGAAUUGUCAAGCCACAGAUAGAUGCCAAUAACUAUAACAUCCAUUCGUCACUGAUUACUUUAGUGGAGAGAACUCCUUUUGGUGGAGAAGACUACGAAGAUCCUCAUGACUUUAUGGACAGAUUUCUGAGAAUCUGUGACACAACUAAGCAUCAUGGACUGUCUGAUGAUGCAAUCAGACUCCGGUUGUUUCCUUUUGCUUUGACCGGGAAAACCCUCAGAUGGUUAGAUCGACAAGCUCCUAACAAUAUCCGAACAUGGGACGAGAUAGCAGCCAAGUUCUUUGCUGAGCACUUUUCUAGGGAAAAGUACAAUAAGUUGGUGAAUGAAAUCACCAACUUUAUUCAACAUCCGGGAGAGACCUUGUGUGCAGCCUGGACUAGAUUCCAGGAGUUGAUCAGAAAGCGCCCCCAAUACGACUUGCCAGAUGCCAAGAAGGUUAAAGUCUUCUACAAUGGGAUGACACCAGAUUCCAGAAUGGUUGUCAACGGUGCAGCCGGUGGAACCAUAGGAAAGAAGACAGCAGCUGAAACUCUGGAGCUGAUUGAUUACAUGGCAAGGAACGAGAAUGCUUCAAUGGAAGUUCAACCAGUUCAACCGAAGAAAGAACUUCUACAACUGGGGAACAAUGAUGCAUCUCUAGCUGAGCAAAAAGUGAUUGCACAACAGCUAGCCAGUAUGAAUGCCAAGCUAGACAAGAUGCAAAUAUCUACGGCUCAAGUUAACUCAGUUAACUGCGAGUCCUGGAAAGGGGAUCAUGAGACUAAUGAGUGCCCAACACUCAUGGGAUCUGAUCCGUUCCAGGUUAACGGAGUUUGGUAUGAUCCAAGGCCACCACAAAAUAUCCAAAGCUUUCAAAGGAAUCAGAACGGUGCCCAAGGAAGCAACUUUCAAAGGAGAAAUCAAGUUGGAGGCUUGGAUUAUAAAUCCAACAAUUACCUGCAACCUCAUCCUCUUCCAUAUAAAGAGCCAUCAGAAUUGGAGAAAGCAAUGCUGCAGCUUUCCAAGACUACAAAUGAUCACAUACAGACUACUAAUGCCUUCAUGAAUGAGACAAGAGCCUAUCACAAGAACCAAGAUGCUUCCAUCCAGAAUUUGGAGACUCAGAUAGGUCAGUUAUCUAGACAGUUAGCUGAAAGAGCUCAAGGGCAGUUUCCUGGUGAUACUAUCGUGAAUCCUAAGGCAGACUGCAAAUCCAUUGUAACUAAGAGUGGAAUUGUGAUUACUCCUCAAGACAAGCAAAAGGUGGCUCAGAAAAAGAAGUUUGAUGAAUCAGUAAUUGAACCAGAAAAAGAGAAGAAAACACUGCAAGUUAUAAAGAAGAGCCUGUCGAGCAAGAAAAAAAAGAGGCAAAGGAGAAACAUGUUGAAGCUCCAAAGAAGCUGA
Molecule: messenger RNA, 1464 nt
Organism: Gastrolobium bilobum
Lineage: Eukaryota; Viridiplantae; Streptophyta; Magnoliopsida; Fabales; Fabaceae
Exons: 1
Coding region: 1-1464 (487 amino acids)
Source: RefSeq, a predicted model, not a curated record